Molecule: messenger RNA, 777 nt
Organism: Medioppia subpectinata
Lineage: Eukaryota; Metazoa; Arthropoda; Arachnida; Sarcoptiformes; Oppiidae
Source: the annotation of a GenBank genome assembly
AUGCAACUAAAGGUUGUGUUUGUGGUUGUAUUGUUAAUUCUGUGCCCAUUGUUGUCACUCGGGGCCCGAUAUCGCUGCUAUACCGGUACUAUCCCCGGAUGUACGUGUACUGCUACUUAUAUCGAUUAUACAUACAAAACCACCCUAUCGUGUAACGCGGGUGUGGGUAGUGUAAACGAUUUAUCCAAUACCAUACUCAAAACCUCGGGCUAUCAAUUCGAUGACGUUAUAUUCAGCGCUUACCCGAACUCACGGUUUCCGGCAAAAAUGUUUGACGAGACGACUGUAAUCAAGCGAUUAAUAAUAAAGGACUCGCCACUACUCGAAGGAUUUGGCACAAACGGUGCCGCACCUACAGGGGUGUUUACCAAUCUUGGUAAAAGCUUAGAAACUAUAGUAUUGGAUAAUUUGCCCAAGCUAAGAGAUGUUGAGUACGAAAACAUUGGCAAACAAUUGAGUCCGACUAAGAUUAAAGCGUUAGAUGAUGUUACGGAAACUCCUUCUGAUAAAGGAAGUUUGGAAGCGUUCAGCGAAAACACGUUUAAACAUUUCUUAAAAGCUGAUUUUGUUGAUCUAAGCGGUAAUCCGUUAAGUUGCGAUUGUUCAAGAUUACCCAACAAUUUUGAGAGCGAGGAAAAUAAAAUUCUAUUCCAGGGCUCAAUCUGUAGCACCCCGGCCAGCAUUAAAGGUCUACAAUACGGUAGCACCUGUAUGCAUGUGGCGUAUCUGUUUGGUGACCAUUACAAAGUCGAAUAUCUCGAAAGGUAUUCGGUCUAA